Canariomyces notabilis is the source of this 906-nucleotide messenger RNA. RefSeq names its product Intradiol ring-cleavage dioxygenase-like protein. Bases 1 to 906 code for a protein of 301 amino acids. The record is from RefSeq and is a predicted model, not a curated record. The transcript is spliced from 2 exons. NCBI's taxonomy places the organism in Eukaryota, Fungi, Ascomycota, Sordariomycetes, Sordariales, Chaetomiaceae. Gene Ontology annotation, biological process: catechol-containing compound metabolic process. Gene Ontology annotation, molecular function: catechol 1,2-dioxygenase activity; ferric iron binding.
AUGGCCUCCGAGAAGCCCUCCCACAGGUUCGACCCUGACUUCACCAGGUUGGUGAUCGAGGGCAUGGGCCCAAACACCACACCCCGUAACCGUCAGGUCCUCGGUGCCCUGAUUCGCCACAUCCACGACUUUGCCCGUGAAGUCGAGCUCACCAUCGAUGAGUGGAUGGCGGGCGUCAAGUUUGUCAACUCACUUGGCGAGAUCUACGCCGCCAGCAAUAAGACCCGGAACGAGACACACCGUAUCUGCGACGUCAUCGGCCUCGAAUCCCUUGUCGAUGAGAUUGCCCACAAGAUCGUCUCAGAGGGCAAACUUGACCCCACCUCGUCCUCUAUCCUGGGCCCUUUCUGGUCCCCCAACGCUCCGUUCCGGGACAUGGGGAGCGUCAUCUUCCAGGACGGUGUCCCCGCAGGCGGCCGCGUCGUCAAGAUGCACGGCGUGAUUCGCGACAUUCUCACGGGCGCGCCCAUCCCCAACGCCGUCUUCGACAUUUGGCAGGCGUCGUCCAACGGCAAAUACGACUUCCAGGACCCGGAGAACCAGACGCCCAACAACCUCCGGGGCAAGUUCCGCGCCGACUCCGAGGGCCGGUACUGGUUCUACUGCCUGCACCCGACGGCCUACUCCUUGCCGCGCGACGGGCCCUCGUGGCAGCUCCUGACCCUCAUGGACCGCCACCCCAUGCGGCCCGCCCACAUCCACAUCAUGGUCACCCACCCGGACUACCAGGGCUGCACCACCCAGCUGUAUCCCAGCGACGACCCCUGGAUCAAGAGCGACACCGUCUUUGCGGUCAAGGACGACCUCGUCGUGGACUUCAAGCCCAUCCAGGGCGACGACAAGGCCACCCUCGAGCUCGAGUACAAUGUCAACUUGGCCCCGAAGGGCUACAAGGGCAAGAUUUGA